AUUGUUGUCUGUUAAUGAAAAUUAAGAUUUGAGACUUGGGUUGAGCGGUCACGAAGUGAAGAUUUAUUUCUGUUUGAGAUUGAUAAUUUCAAAAUAUAUUUUUAUAAAAAAAACCGUUAAUUCUAGUAGAGAUUAUUGUUCUAGGUUUAUAUGGUAUUUUGGUAUUCCUUAAAGUUUUUUAAUUGUCUGUACAAGAACAAAAACGAUGGUAACUGCAAUCACAUCUGAAAAAGAAUUUGAUGCCUUUAAAUCGAGCGGUUUAUCAAUCGUGCAUUUUUAUGCCGACUGGUCAGAGCCAUGUCAACACAUGAAUGGGCUUCUCGGUGAUUUGACGUCCGAAUUUAAGAAUGUGAGAUUCGGGAAAUGUUUGGCUGAAGAUUUAGCUGAAGUGUCAAUGAAGUACAAUGUUUCUGCUGUGCCAAAAUUUAUAUUAUUUUCUAAUGGUGUUCAAGUGGAUGCACUGGAUGGAGCUGAUGCUAUUCAAUUAAACAAAAAAAUUCAAUCAUUGUUGACAAAAUGCGGGCAAAAUAGUGAUAAAAAAAGCGAAGACAUAUCUUUGAGAUUAAAAUCACUAAUAAAUUCGGCACCAGUUAUGUUAUUUAUGAAAGGAUCUAAGUCUGAGCCUAAAUGUAAGUUUAGCACUGCAAUUGUUAAUCUGCUGAAAGAAAUCGGAGCCGAAUUCAGUACGUUUGAUAUACUACAAGACAAUGUCGUACGCGAACAAUUGAAAAUCUAUUCCAACUGGCCUACCUAUCCACAGUUGUACAUAAAAGGCGAAUUGAUUGGAGGAUUAGACAUUGUAAAGGAACUAAAAGAUAGCGGCGAACUCGACGAAUUGUUAAAACCAAAGAGCAGUAAAACUGAUCUCAAUGAACGACUAAAAUCGCUUACCAACAAAGCUAACGUUAUGGUGUUUAUAAAAGGUAACAAACAAAUGGCUCGCUGCGGAUUUAGUAACCAAUUGCUACAAAUCUUAAACCAAACGGGGAUUGAUUACGACACAUUUGAUAUUUUGUCUGACGAAGAAGUACGACAGGGACUCAAAGUGUUUUCCGAAUGGCCGACCUAUCCUCAAGUUUACGUGAAAGGAUCGCUGAUCGGCGGGUUAGACAUAAUAAAAGAACUCAAAGAAGCCGGCGAGCUGAUUGCUACUCUUAAAGGCGAACUUUAAUGUAAUCUUUAAACGAAAAUGUUCAUUAUUCCCAUUACCAAAUUUAAAUGAUGAAUGUAGCCUAGUAUAUGAUCGGUUUUUUUUUUUUUUUUCGGUGAUACAUUUUCAAUAAAUUCUAAACAAAGAAACAACACGUGUUCUUAUUGUGUAUUUGUUUAUAACAUUUAAUAAAACAUUUGGAAAAUAGUAAAAUAAAUUGAUUGAAGUUUUA
Adelges cooleyi (spruce gall adelgid) is the source of this 1382-nucleotide messenger RNA. It is a transcript of the gene Grx3, whose product is annotated as glutaredoxin 3. Lineage: Eukaryota; Metazoa; Arthropoda; Insecta; Hemiptera; Adelgidae. The transcript is spliced from 7 exons. The record is from RefSeq and is a predicted model, not a curated record. The coding region runs from base 206 to 1171 and encodes 321 amino acids.